AAAACAUCGGGCGUUGGCUUAUGAUUAUAAUAGAUGAUUAUUAAAACGAUAAAGAAAACAUAUUAAUUUUCAAAUGAAUUACGGAAAGAAAUCUCCUAGUAUGGGUACACCAUCGCUAUAUUCUCACGUUACUACACGUAGCAGCGCAAAUUUAAAAUCUUCGCGAUCAAUGCGAAGCGUUAAAACAUGUUGGUAUCAAAAACCAAUUUUAACAAAUGCUUAUUUAGAUAUUCAAAGAGGUGCUAUGUUUACAGCAUUAUUUUCAUUGUCAUUAGCUAUCUUUACUAUUUGUACAUCAAUAUUCGAUCUUUAUUGUCUCUCUCAAGCUACACCAGGUUCAACACAUUAUGGUUAUUAUAUAAUAUCCUAUGAAUUUGUUUACGUGGGUAAUCGACAUGUACGUAAUACUCUAGUUGUGUUUGCUUUGUUCUCUACGCUUAGUGGAAUUGCAGUACUUGCAACAUCCUUAAUGUUAAUAGCUGCUUUACGAAAAGAAUAUGAAAGGAAAAUGAUACCAUGGCUUUACAGUUUUGCAGCUUUCACUGUUUUCAGAUUAUUUGCUUUUAUAUUUUAUAGUGUAGUAAAUGAUAUGAUAUUUGCUUAUAAUAUUACAAUGUGUAUUUUAUGGAUAAUAUUCAUUUGCUUUUCUAUUUACGGAUGGUUAAUCGUUUAUUCUCUAUAUGUGGAAUUAUGUGAUCUUACAAGAUUAGAAGAUUUGGCUCAUUUGAGAAUCGGUACUAUGCAAUCAUUGAAUGCAUCUACUACACAUUCUAUCGCAGGUUCUCGUCCAACAACACCACAUAGCGCAGUAUCGGCACUGCCUGCAAAUUAACAAUUAAAUAAUU
Molecule: messenger RNA, 845 nt
Organism: Apis florea (little honeybee)
Lineage: Eukaryota; Metazoa; Arthropoda; Insecta; Hymenoptera; Apidae
Gene: pasi2
Product: Protein pasi2
Biological process (GO): establishment of glial blood-brain barrier; septate junction assembly; regulation of tube length, open tracheal system
Cellular component (GO): plasma membrane
Source: RefSeq, a predicted model, not a curated record